This is a messenger RNA of Phytomonas sp. Hart1, 218 nucleotides long. Lineage: Eukaryota; Euglenozoa; Kinetoplastea; Trypanosomatida; Trypanosomatidae. The record is from the annotation of a GenBank genome assembly.
GGGAAAAGUCGAAAAUCCACCAUACUGGAUCCUACGAUGUUUUAAAGCCUUUCAAUGGACAAAAUGUUAUCGUGUGAUGCAAGUGUUACUCUGAACUUCAUAUAUUUUGCCUGCUUUAUAUGGCAGACAUAAUAGCAACGACGUGCUUGAUGACCUCAUCGAUUUCACUCUUUCGUACGACACCGAGCGACCGAGAUGUCUCUCGGGCUUUGAAUUAA